This is a messenger RNA of Fulvia fulva, 621 nucleotides long. RefSeq lists its product as uncharacterized. The transcript has 2 exons. NCBI's taxonomy places the organism in Eukaryota, Fungi, Ascomycota, Dothideomycetes, Mycosphaerellales, Mycosphaerellaceae. The coding region runs from base 1 to 621 and encodes 206 amino acids. The record is from RefSeq and is a predicted model, not a curated record.
AUGGAUCGCAAUAAUCUCAGCAAGAAGCGGCAAACCCCUGACUGGGUCCACGAGAUGCCCUGUGGAGACAAGAGUCACGCCCACGAGAAUCCCAUCAUCGAGGCCGCUGCACGCGCGAUCUGCCGCCUACCUAAGCUCAUCAUCGCUCGCAAAGUCGAUGAUGUUCACCAGGAAUCACCGGAGCACCGCAACUCUGUUACUCUGGAGAUGGUGGCUCGUGUACAGCUUGAGGCGGAGCGCUUGGUCCUCGAGCAGGAGCAGUGUGAGGUUGUCGAGACCAAGCAGGAGGAGCCGAAGGGCGCUAAGCAGGCCCACCAAGAUCAGAGGGUGCAAGGUGCUCAACAGACCGAUGCGUUGAACACGACCAAGGAUGCUCUCGAGGACGAUGAGGUGGAGGCGGAAGGCGCAGGCGCAGGCGGCGUUAGCGUGGGACAGUUGGAGAAUAGCGCUACCGGCGAAUGGGAGACGUUGGACCUGAAGGACGCAGCGGAGCAGAGCACCGACUCUGGCCCCGAUGUCGAAGACUGGGACAUCAUCGGCAGGGGCGAAGUCGUUGCUAACGAAGCCUACAUCUACCGACAAGUACAGUCAGCCCAGAAGAAGGGCUGCGUCUUAACAUAG